Molecule: messenger RNA, 2713 nt
Organism: Pecten maximus
Lineage: Eukaryota; Metazoa; Mollusca; Bivalvia; Pectinida; Pectinidae
Product: ATPase family protein 2 homolog
Exons: 15
Coding region: 52-2670 (872 amino acids)
Cellular component (GO): cytoplasm
Molecular function (GO): ATP hydrolysis activity; ATP binding
Source: RefSeq, a predicted model, not a curated record
UUGACAAAAUGAAAGCAGACUGUAAGAGUGAGGAAAAUCUGACGCUCCGUUAUGCCUCCUAAAUCAAAGAUUCCAAAGCCGGAAUGGCAGCAAUGUGUUCGUUGUUUGUGUAUCAUAAACUCAAAAGAUUUAUCAAAACACGCAAAAGAAUGCCAAAUUACUGCAGAAAAAGAACAAUUUCAACAUGGAUAUAUUUGGAAUGACACUUUGCAUGGAGUGAUCUCCCUUUAUCACUCGGCUGAUGGACCAAGUCUGCCCAGUCAACUGCAGGAUGACAUUGUUUUAUUGAAUGUGAGUUCUAUGAUGAUGUGUGGCCUGUCAAUUGGGAAGCCAUGUAUUGUUGAUGAGCAGUAUGUCAGGAUAGCAUGGCCAUCAGCCGCCGUUGCACCAGGCUCAAUACAGGUCCCUCAAGACACACUGGUGACGCUAGGGAGACAGUUGGGCGAUAUAGUCACAGUUUCUGUUAUACAGUCAGAACCAAUAUUGGCUGCACAGGUGGUUUUCUCGCCAAGAGAAUGGAAUGAUGUAUUUGAAGAUGAUCAGUUUGAGAAAUACCUGAAGCACCAUAUGUGUGGAAGGUCUCUAGCUCUUGGAAAUGUUGUGAGCAUGUCAUAUUACGGACAAAGGUGUCGACUUGAGGUCACAGAGAUCAGUCAGUGGAAUGCAUGUGAGAAGAAAGUUCAUAUACCACGUGAUAGAUUGGACACCAGUAGGAUACAGGAGCUGGCUACAGACUUAUCACAAAUGGAGUUAUCUACUGACUCCAGUUUAUCUUUGUUAGACAAAUCAGAUACAUGUGUUCCCUCUACUCCAAUGAAAGGCUCCAAUAACAGUAGCUUCAGUAUUGAUAGUGUGUGUUCGCCUUCUUCCUCAAGUACUCCAGACAUUAAAAACCGGUCCCUAAUAGAUACCAACUUCCAGACACCCCAAAAAACAGACGCUGUGAAAAAUGUUCAUAAGACAUUCCAUAAAGUGACUGAAAAUACUAGGGUUGUUGUUUCUAAACCAACCACAGAUGAGUUGACAGAGUCAGAGAGGAAGAAAUCUAUAACAUUUGGUAUGAUUGGAGGCUUGUCAAAGCAGAUCAUGUCAUUGAAGGAGAUGAUACAUCUACCUCUCCAUUCUCCGGAUGUGUUCAAGUCUUAUGGACUACCCCUGCCCCGAGGUGUCCUCCUGUUUGGACCCUCUGGUACAGGGAAGACAAUGUUACUCAAGGCCAUAGCCAACCAACCAGGGGUGCAUGUUAUAGAGAUUAACUCGUCUGAUAUUAUAAGCAAGUUUUAUGGAGAAUCUGAGGGAAACCUUCGAAAUGUGUUCAAAGAGGCUGUGGAAAGAUCACCAAGCAUCAUCAUUAUGGAUGAUGUUGAUUCACUGUUUCCACGGAGAGACAGCACACAAAAUGAGUCUCAGAAACGCUUGGUGGCAACGCUUCUGACUCUGAUGGAUGGAAUAGACACGGCCAGUCAGUGUUUUGUUAUGGUGAUCGCGGCCUGCUGUCUGCCGGACUCCCUGGAUCCUGCCAUCAGAAGGCCAGGGCGAUUUGACAGGGAGAUAGAAAUUGGUGUUCCCACAGCGACAGAUAGACUGGAGAUAUUGCAGUGUCUGAUGGCUACAGUGCCCAAUUCCCUCAGUGUAACAGAAAUGACGGAAAUCGCGGAAACAGCACAUGGUUAUGUUGGUGCAGAUCUGGCUUAUGUUUGUCAGCAAGCUAGUUUCAGUUCUGUAAAAAGACACCUCCGCAACCAUAACAACCUGCAGACAGUGCCCACUGCGGUCAUAACAAGGGAGGAUAUGGCCGUGGCUAUGACAACUGUGCAACCCAGUGCAAUGAGGGAGGUCCAGUUAGAAAUCCCAAAGGUGCUAUGGAGUGACGUUGGAGGUCAAGAGGAGGUCAAGUUGAAAUUGAAGCAGGCAGUGGAGUGGCCUUUGAAGCAUCCAGAAGCCUUCCUUAGGAUGGGCAUCAAACCUCCUCGAGGAGUCCUUAUGUACGGCCCGCCGGGCUGCUCCAAAACAAUGAUCGCCAAAGCUUUGGCUACAGAGAGUGGACUAAACUUCCUGGCUGUCAAGGGUCCUGAGUUAUUCAGUAAGUGGGUCGGCGAGUCAGAGAGAGCAGUCAGAGAAUUGUUCAGAAAGGCUAGAUCUGCAUCACCGUCUAUUAUAUUCUUUGAUGAGAUCGACGCUCUCGCUGUUGAAAGAGGAAGUUCCUCGGGUGGUAGUAAUGUGGGUGACCGUGUGCUGGCCCAGCUGUUGACAGAGAUAGACGGUGUCGAUGGUCUACAGGAUGUCACGGUGAUUGCAGCUACCAACCGUCCAGAUAUGAUUGACAAGGCCCUGAUGCGGCCAGGCAGACUGGACAGGAUACUCUAUGUACCUCUACCAGAUGCAGAAACCAGACAGGAAAUCUUCAGAAUUAAUAUGGCGAGGAUGCCUAUAGACAGUGAAGUUGAGGUGGAAUCUCUAGUGAGGAGGACUGCAGAUUACUCUGGUGCUGAGGUAUCAGCAGUAUGUCACGAAGCUGCAAUGUUUGCCCUACAAGAAGACAUAGACAGCCAGACUGUACAUGCACGCCACUUUGAUGAAGCUCUUACUAUUAUCAAACCUAGGAUUACUGCUCAACUUAUACAAUAUUACAAAAACUAUCAACUAGAAAAAGGCAUGCAGAAAAUUUGAUUUAUUUGUUCAACCUAUAAAUAAAGACUUAUAUGAACAUUUU